AUGGUGGCCAAUCUGCUUUCCAAUGGGCUGUUGCUCGUGCAGCUCUUUGCUGCCCUAGCUUUGGGAAAGCCGAGCAACAGCCCUCUCUACAAAGAUGCUAAUGCUCCGGUGGAAAAGAGAGUGAAAGACUUGCUGAGCCGGAUGACAAUUGAGGACAAGAGGGCCCAGUUGAUUCAGGGCGAUCUUACGAAUUGGAUGAACCAAACCACGGGAGAAUUCAACUAUACCGGCCUGGUCACCAACAUGGAGCUGAAGGCAGGCAUGUUCUAUGUCGGAUACCCUGUUUCUUGGGAUUGGAUCUCCGACAACGUCAAGAGAGCCCAGGACUACCUCAUCCACAACACCACUCUGGGAAUUCCGGCGAUUGUUCAGACUGAGGGUAUCCACGGAUUUUUGAUCGGUAAUGCCACCAUCUUCAAUUCGCCCAUUGCCUACGGAUGCUCUUGGAACACAGAACUCGUCGAAAAAAUGGCGGAAAUCACGGCACAAGAAGCCAAAGCACUUGGCGUUAAUCAACUCUUCGCCCCUGUUGUUGAUCUUGCUCGUGAACUUCGAUUUGGUCGGGUCGAAGAAUGCUUCACUGAGGACGCUUUCCUCGCCGGCGAAUAUGGUUAUAGCUACGUCAAGGGAGUGCAGGGUAAGAAUGUGUCAGCUAUGGUCAAGCACUUUGCGGGCUUCAGCGCCCCUGAGCAGGGCCUCAAUACUGGCCCGGUUCACGGUGGCGAAAGAGAGUUGCGCACAACGUGGUUGCCUCCUUUCAAGCGAGCCAUCGUCGAUGCCGGUGCUUGGUCCAUCAUGGCUGCGUACCACUCGUGGGAUGGAAUUCCAGCCGUCUCUGACUACCACACUCUCACCGAGAUCCUGAGGGAAGAAUGGGGAUAUGAAUACUUCGUUAUGUCCGACGCUGGUGGAAGCGACAGAGUGUGCUCCUACUUCAAGCUUUGUGAGAGCAAUCCUAUUGACAUGGGAGCGGUUACCACGCAGCUGCUGAAUGCUGGAACCGAUGUUGAGAUGGGAGGUGGUUCAUUCAACUUCCAGAAGAUUCCCGAGCUUGUCAAGUCCGGCAAACUCGAUAUUGGGGUCGUGGACACUGCUGUCGCUAGGUUACUCCGGGCCAAGUUUGAAAUGGGUCUCUUUGAGAACCCGUACCCUGCUGCACCUAAGGACGAGUGGCAUAAGCUCAUCAACAGCCCCGAAGCUGUGAAAACCGCAAGAGACUUGGAUAAGGAGUCUAUCGUUCUGCUUGAGAACCACGAAGACAUCCUGCCUCUGAAAAAGUCGAGUAACAUUGCGGUCAUUGGGCCUAUGGCUGGUGGUCUCAUGAACUAUGGUGACUACGUUGUCUACAGGAGUCAGUACCGGGGUGUCACUCCCCUCGAAGGUAUCAAGGCUGCAGUUGACGACAACGCCCAGGUCCACUAUGCCCCAGGAUGCGACCGAGCGAGCAACGACCAGUCGGGCUUCGAGGAGGCAAUCGAGGCCGCAAAGAAGUCCGACGUGGCUGUCGUGGUUGUUGGAACCUGGUCGCGUGAUCAGGGAGAACUCUGGACAGGACUGAACGCAACAACCGGCGAGCAUGUUGACGCAGACGAUCUGUCCCUUGUUGGCGCCCAAGGACCUCUGGUCAAGGCGAUUGCCGACACCGGCGUGCCAACAGUCGUCGUCCUGUCAAGCGGCAAGCCCAUUACAGACACCUGGAUUUCAAACUCAACCGCUGCCCUUGUUCAGCAGUUCUACCCAUCCGAGCAGGGUGGUAAUGCCCUUGCCGACGUCCUCUUCGGCGACUACAACCCAUCCGGCAAGCUGUCCGUCAGCUUCCCCCGCUACGUGGGCAAUCUCCCAAUAUUCUACGAUUACCUCAACUCCGGACGCGCCAUGGGGGACGUAGGUCAUGAGUAUGAAAAUGGGACUCUCGUAUUCGGCCACUCAUACGUUCUCGGUGACGCCUCGCCGUGGUACCCCUUCGGCUAUGGCAAGAGUUAUUCCACCUUCAAGUAUGGAGCUGUCAAGGUCGACAAGAGCGAGAUCUCCGCAUCUGAGAAGACUGUCACUGUGAGCGUUGAUGUGACUAAUACCCAUGCCACUCGUGAGGGUACAGAGGUUGUGCAGGCCUAUGUCCAGGAUGAUAUUGCCUCUGUUGUUGUUCCUAAUCGCCAGCUCAAGGGCUUCAAGAAGGUGGUUAUUCCGGCUGGAAAGACUGAGACUGUUAAAAUUCCUAUUAAAGUUGAGGAUAUUGGCCUCUGGAAUACUCGGAUGAAAUAUGUUGUUGAGGCUGGUCAGUUCACUGUCCUUGUGGGCAGCAGCUCCGAAGAUAUUCGUGGUAACGCUACGUUUAUUGUUCGGUGA
Molecule: messenger RNA, 2346 nt
Organism: Penicillium egyptiacum
Lineage: Eukaryota; Fungi; Ascomycota; Eurotiomycetes; Eurotiales; Aspergillaceae
Source: the annotation of a GenBank genome assembly